GUUUUCCACCGUUAUCCGUGAUCCCAAUAUGGAGGUACCUCUACGCGCGGUGUCUUGCGAGUAUCGAGCAUCGUCGUAGCUGAAGUGGAAUCAGCAACCAACCAGCAGGUGGCGGAAAGAGUGUCCAUAUACUCUGUAUGGUCACUUAUUCGAAUGUUUCACGGGUGGUCUCGGACUUUCAAAGUCGUACGAGUUCUUGAGAAGAGCAAGAAAAGCUAACUCUUUUUGUUGGUGGUGAAGAGAGGAGCUCGCUACUUGUUACAGAGCAUACUGGAGCCUGAACACGCAUGUCGUCACCUGCGUCAACCCCCAACGCGAGACCCCACCGCAGACCUGGGUACCUGACCUUCGGAAAGAGACUCGAUUGCAACUCUCCGAGUCGGCGACCGAUUCCUUCGAGAGCCCACAUGCACAUGCUACACUUCAGACGGCCACCCAUAAAAGAACAGGCUGUCCCAACUGCCAUGGCUGAUCAAAACCCCCACCCCACCUCCGCAGCGACCGGUUCGAUUCCCAACCACAACCAGAACAACAACGCCUUCUUGCAGUCACCCACCGCAAUACCGCCACGCACCUCGUCUGCAAACUCGACCUUACCCCCCGCGCUCCGAACUGUACCCGAGGCCGACUGGCUUCCCGGGUCCGCUAUCCCAGGCCACAGACGUCAACGAAGUCGUAAAGCCUCGGUCGGCACCACGAGCUUCCCAUCUGCCACCAUGUCCUCCUCCUCCUCGACCCCUCCCGACCCCAACCGCUUCGCCACCGAAGACUUCUUCCAGAACCGGCGGGCAUGGUCGGAAGAGAAAGACAAGGUGCUCACGGGGCCCUUCGACUACCUCAACGGGCACCCCGGGAAGGACUUCCGGUCCUCCCUCGUCAAGGCCUUUGACGCCUGGCUAGAGGUGCCCGCCGAGUCCCUCGAGGUGAUCACCAAGGUCAUCGGCAUGCUGCACACGGCCUCCCUCCUCGUCGAUGACGUCGAAGACAACAGCCAGCUGCGCCGGGGCUACCCCGUGGCCCACACCAUCUUCGGCAUCCCACAGACCAUCAACUCGUCCAACUACAUCUACUUCUGCGCCCUCCAGGAGCUCCAGAAGCUCAAGAACCCCAAGGCCGUCUCCAUCUUCGCCGAGGAGCUGCUCAACCUGCACCGCGGGCAGGGCAUGGACCUCUUCUGGCGGGACACGCUGACGUGCCCGACCGAGGACGACUACCUGGAGAUGGUCAGCAACAAGACGGGCGGGCUCUUCCGGCUGGGCAUCAAGCUGAUGCAGGCCGAGUCGCGCAGCCUGGUGGACUGCGUGCCGCUGGUCAACAUCGUCGGGCUCGUCUUCCAGAUCGCCGACGACUUCCACAACCUCUUCAGCAAGGAGUACACGGCCAACAAGGGCAUGUGCGAGGACCUGACCGAGGGCAAGUUCAGCUUCCCCGUCAUCCACAGCAUCCGCUCCAACAUGGGCGACAUGCAGCUGCUCAACAUCCUGCGCCAAAAGACCGAGAACGAGGAGGUCAAGCGCUACGCCGUCUCCUACAUGGAGAGCACCGGCAGUUUUGCCUAUACCCGCAAGGUGCUGGACGUGCUGAUCGAGCGGGCGAGGCGCAUGACGGACGAGGUGGACGACGGGAGGGGGAAGGGCGCGGGGAUCCAUAAGAUAUUAGACCGGAUGGUCAUCAAGGAUUAAGUUGACAACAGAAAAAAGGGGGAAGGGGGUUGGGUGUUGGAGGGUGCUCACAGGAAUAUACCCCAUUUUGAUCGUUUUGCUUAGUUUCAUCAAUGCUGGAAG
Chaetomium fimeti is the source of this 1784-nucleotide messenger RNA. RefSeq names its product isoprenoid synthase domain-containing protein. Bases 288 to 1682 code for a protein of 464 amino acids. Gene Ontology annotation, molecular function: prenyltransferase activity. Lineage: Eukaryota; Fungi; Ascomycota; Sordariomycetes; Sordariales; Chaetomiaceae. The record is from RefSeq and is a predicted model, not a curated record. The transcript has a single exon. Gene Ontology annotation, biological process: isoprenoid biosynthetic process.